GUUGGACAGAAAGAAACAGGCAGGCAGAGAAAAAGAGAGAAGGCCGCAGAACAGACAAUAAACAGUACUAGGUAUGCAACAAUGAAAAAAGCGAGAGAAACUGAAGAGAGAGAUGAAGGGCGGAGAGGGUCACAGUGAUACUUAGAGUUGACCACAGAACCUGUGAACUGUUGCUGCCACUGCUUCCGUGACGACACUUCGCACAGUUCCUCUACUCAACUACAGACCUACAAGAGACACACAGAGAGAAAGUGAAAUAUGGACUCCUUUCAGAAGCCCAACGAUCUCCUCAAUCUCUGACAUGACAGAGGAAGCUGCUGUGUCACACAUCAUGCCAUGGAUGCCCAAGCCCACAUUCUGAGGGACCUAUUGGUCAAAAUCGCAAGCAAGGAAGCAGAAGAGGAAGGGGCAGAGAACGGCUUUGCUGGAGAGUUUUUGAAACUGAAGAGACAGUCUACUAAAUAUCGUGCGGAGAAGACAUACCCCACCACAGUUGCGGACAAACAAGACAAUGUGAAGAAGAACAGAUACAAAGACAUUGUUCCCUUUGAUCACAGCAGAGUGAAGCUCUCCCUCAUCACAUCCAAACAUGACACAGAUUACAUCAAUGCUAGUUUCAUUAAGGGAGUGUUGGGCUCUAGGGCGUAUAUUGCCACACAAGGCCCGCUGCCAAACACUGUGCUUGACUUCUGGAGGAUGCUUUGGGAAUACAAUGUGCAGGUUAUUGUGAUGGCUUGCCGGGAGUUUGAAAUGGGAAGGAAAAAAUGUGAGCGUUACUGGCCGGAGUCAAAGGAUGAAGUGUUUGUGUGUGAGCCCUUUACCAUAUACUAUGAGUCUGAUGAGAAUAAGGGAGAAUAUUUGACACGGACACUGAAGGUGACAUUUAAACAAGUGUCUCGGACACUGAAACAGCUGCACUAUGUGAACUGGCCAGAUCACGGAGUACCCGACUCCAUUCCUGCCAUCCUGGAGCUGCUGCAGGACAUGCGGAUUUACCAGGAUCAUGACGAGAUUCCCAUCUGUAUUCACUGCAGUGCAGGCUGUGGACGAACAGGUGCAUUGUGUGCCAUUGACUAUACCUGGAAUCUACUGAAGAGACAGAUGAUACCAGAGAAUUUCAGUAUCUUUGAACUGGUAAAGGACAUGCGUACACAGAGGCCCUCUGUGGUUCAGACUAAGGAACAAUAUGAACUAGUAUACAGGACCAUCAAAUUGCUGUUUGAGAGAUAUCUGGCAGCAAUGGAUGAACCAAACAGAGAGGUCCCAGCUUCCCCCUCUCCUGUCACCUUAAGUAGUGGGAGUGAGCUCUCAGAUUUCAGCGACUCCGAAUCAGAGACUGGGACAGACUUCAGAGCGUUGCUUCAAACUGAGCACAGGAAUGAGAUGGAAAUUCCAAUGGAUGAACUCAAUCAUGUCACAGACAAAGUCACUUCUUGGCCACAGCCUUAUUCACAACCAUUCAGUCAAGAGGUCUUCUACACAAAACUCAAUCCUGAAGACAUGCUCAAUACAACGAGUGAAUGGGCCCAGAUUAAAGAUCAGAGGUUAUUCAUAGCACCAACUCCUCAAACAGACUUUACAACCCAUGGAUCUCAAAGAACUGAGCCAUCCACCAGCUUCAACACUGAUCUCACCCAAGCUGCAUGUUCAAACUAUCCCAUCAGCCUAGUACCUGAGCUGAGACCGAGUAUGAAGCAUCUGGAGUGUGCAGAAAACCAAGAUGUCAGUUCUGCUGCCAAAGACCACAACCCUAUUAUCCCCAGCACAGUCUGCUUCACUGUGGAAGAUCCUUAUUUUGGUCCUGAGUCUCCACCAGGUAGCGACAAUCACAGUGUUAUGGACACUAUGAUUCGUGAACCAUGGAUGGAGAACCCUUGUUUCACAAUACCUAGUUUAGCUCUUAAUAAUCAGGUGUUAGAACUGCCAAAACAUGACUGCAAAGACAAAGGUGCAAAUACACCUUCAUCUGAUGAAGACACCCCUCCUCCUUUGCCAGAGCGAACCCCUGAGUCAUUUAUACUGGCAGAUGAAAUUAAUGAUAUCAGUGAAAACACCGAGAUGUUGACAUUGAUGAUCCCAACCAGCUCAGACUCUGAGAGCGUCAACAGAGACAGCCUGCCCUCACCUGUUCCCCCACUGCCUGAAAGAACUCCAGAGUCUUUUGAAAUGGCCACGGAUGAGGAUCUGGUACAAAAUGUGACACAGGAAAAGCCACAGGAUGUCAUAAUGAGAGUUGGGAAAUCUCUAGAAUGGUCUGGGCAAACUAAUGAAGCUCAGACAGACGUGAAACGAUCUUGGUCCAGGAGCAAGAGCUUAAAAUUUAGAAUGUCACUUCCUGCAUCAUCUGCUCCACUCAGUCCUAUUCCAAUCACAAGUCACAGUCCUCCUCCCCUAUUGUACAAACAACCUCAGGAAUCUCUACUACACACCCCAACACCACAUGAGCAGACAUUCAACUCAGUUCCAGGGACAGAAAGUGUAACUCCACCACUUCCUGAUAGAACUCCAGAAUCGUUCCUUUUUCAGACGGCGAAAGUGGCCGAGAACAGCGCCCUCUGUCAGCCAGCUGAGGCAGAGCAUCAGAGACUGAGAGUGGGCACAUCAUCUGAAUGGUCAGGCAGCUCCCAGCCCAGAUCAUCCCUGGAUCAUUCUUGGGCCCGAAGCAAGAGCGUCAGAGCAAAAAGUUCAAAACAAGAGUCUCUAUCUGUGGCUCCGCUGACUCUGCCUGUCUCUGUAACCAUAGCAGCUGGAGGCCAAGUAGAGCACCAGACGGCACCCAGCAGCCAGCCGGCAGCAACGGGACCAACAGGGAACCAGUCGGACAGAGGGGGAGAGAAAACUUCACUGGUCAGCAAGGCCAGGACCAAGAGUAUUAAGUUGUUGAAAGGAAAACAGAGGUCAAAAAUGGCCCCGCCUCCGGCCCCGCCUCAGUCUGCUCCACCAUCCUAUGGUGCCGCUGUUGGAUUCCUAUUUUCUUUUGGAUCUCGUUUUGGAAAGCCAAAAGGCCCACGAAAUAAGCCAGGAACAUGGGUCUAGUUCAUGUUGAAGGUGAAGAAAAGGAAAACAGCUUCACAAGACAGUUCAAAAGAGGAUUAACUGAGCAAAGUUUUCUUUCAGCUGACAGACAAGCACUGUGGUUUUUGAGGGAAAGAAGCCCAACUACGGACCUCACACAAUAGAUGGACAUUUAUAAAGACUGUGCUUUUGUUAAUGACUUUUACAUCUUAUGAAGGUAUAAUGCAGGAGAAUGGCCUUUUUAGACUUUAAAUAUUGAAGCAUAUUGCGUAUAAUGCAGGAGAAUGGCCUUUUUAGACUUUAAAUAUUGAUCUUGUUGCAUUUUUAUGCAACUAAAAUGUAUAUAAAAUUAUUACAAAUGUGCAACUAAAGAUAAUAAAAUGCAUGAAUGUUCUGAAAAGUAGACACUUUUGUAAUCUCAUAGGUAAGAUUUUUAUGGAUUUUAUAAUAUAUACAGACGCAGAUAACCAUGGCCAAUCAAGCCUUUCUAUGUCACAUGAUGUUGGACUUGGUAACAGUGCAUUUGGUGCCAUGUCUGUCUGAAAGGGACGGAAAUGACAGAAGAUUGUGAAUAUCUAUUGUAAAGUUUAUGGUUUGUGACAGUAUUUAACGUUUUUCCCCCCCUCGUUUGCAUAUUUUCCAUUUCUGAUGCAGUGAAUGAUCCCCUUUAAGAAACGCUUCACUUUAGUACACUCAUAAAAUGGUUUAUUUAAAAAAAUACAGAAAAGUCUAUGCAUUCCAUUGCAUUUUUACACAAUUGAAAAGAUCCACCACAGUUCUAUUAAAUGUAACUUAGCAUUUACAAAACAUUACUUUGACUAGGUUCAUAAUUGACCAUCUAAUUAGUCCUUAAAAAUCAAUGAAAUAGAAAACCUUUAUACAAAUAUCAAACAGAGAAAAUAAUGAAUCAAACACACAGAGCAUGCCUUGAUCCCUAAGUUGAUUUUUCCUAUAUUACAAACGACCAUCAAAACCUGAUCAACACACAAAAAAGAAACUAGCUGCCAAAAUUCAGAAGAAACAUAGAACGCUAAACAUCAUGUUUAUUUUAAUAUAACAUGUAACCUUAAGGUAUAAAAGCAUUGUGUGUUGCUGAGCGGAAAACAUCUGAAACUGUAUAUAGGAAGAUUCAUCUUAAUGGAUUGGUGUUAAAGACACCAAUAAAGGCAUCUUAAAAGAAAUGUAUUUGGGUGAAAGUAUCUUUUCUUUCAUUAAGCAAAACCGCUAAUCUGCAGAAUCUGUAACUGAGGAAAUGCCACUGAAUAGUGGGGAAAAUAGGCUUUCACACCUGCCUAUAUAAUCCUAAUC
Sinocyclocheilus rhinocerous is the source of this 4323-nucleotide messenger RNA. RefSeq names its product tyrosine-protein phosphatase non-receptor type 22-like. Gene Ontology annotation, cellular component: cytoplasm; nucleus. The transcript has 28 exons. Lineage: Eukaryota; Metazoa; Chordata; Actinopteri; Cypriniformes; Cyprinidae. The coding region runs from base 337 to 3036 and encodes 899 amino acids. Gene Ontology annotation, molecular function: non-membrane spanning protein tyrosine phosphatase activity. The record is from RefSeq and is a predicted model, not a curated record. Gene Ontology annotation, biological process: protein dephosphorylation; negative regulation of T cell activation; T cell receptor signaling pathway.